Messenger RNA from Linum trigynum, 3982 nucleotides. NCBI's taxonomy places the organism in Eukaryota, Viridiplantae, Streptophyta, Magnoliopsida, Malpighiales, Linaceae. The record is from the annotation of a GenBank genome assembly.
GAGCUGGGUUUGAGAGGAAUUUCAUGGUUUUAGAGAGAGAGAAGAGAGAGAAGCUGAAGGAGGAGCUAGGACCAAGGAGGCACCCUCUUCAACCCCAAGUCUUCUAUUUCUACCAUGUAUCUUCUUCCCUCAUUUAUGGAGUAGUCUUCUAAGGUACUAGGGGUUCUAAACCCCAAAGCCUAGUUUUAGGGUUUACUAUGUAUAUAUGGAUAUUUUAGGGGUUGAAUGAAUGAAUGUGUUUGUCUAGUUGAUUUUAAUGUCACUCUUUCCUAAAUGAUGACACAUGGUUAAUUUACCCUAAUCUUCCCUCUUAGCCUACUUUAUGCUACCGCGUUGGGUAUGGAGUUCUAGGGUUAGAAGGGUAUGUGCAAACUAAUGAGUUUAGGUAAGAUGUGUGAAUGGGGGCCUAUAGUGGUCGAGGCGAACGAACAUCUGCUAUAGGUAGCCUUCUUAUAUUAAACCCGGGAUGAAACCUCGGUGUGGACGGUGGAUAGUGUCCAUUGAAAUGAGCCAUAAGCUCAAUUCCCCAGAUACGAUAGCCUAGAUCGAGGUAAUUGGAACAUGGGUUUAGGGGAGGCAUACUCGGAGGCGUUUGGAUAACCACGAAAGCCCACGGAAAAGAGCUCACUCACCACAUUCGAUGACACUAAGUAUCUAGAUAUGCAUAGUAACCCUAAGCUAGGGGGAUAAAUAGUUCCCUAAAGUACCUGCUUUUAGCUUUGAUCAAUCUCUAGACUAGUGUUUCCUUAUAUCCUCCACUCAAAACCCCAAAAAUCGAUUAACUAAUUAGCAAAUAGGAGGGAAGUAGGUUAGGGUACCGAGACCCGAGUAGAAUACGACCUUGAUUACCACUAUACACUACAAAAAAGUGUGUCAUUAGUGACAAAAAUUAGCGAUGACUGGUUAAUUUCGUCGCUAAAAAUCACUUUCAGGGACGAUAUUCCUCUUUCGUCAAUAAUGUUUCGUCAAUGACUUAUUUAUUUGUGACAAAGCGUUGGCGUUGUCGUUAAAGACCAUAAUCUUUGUCACUAACUGUUGGGAUAUGGAUUAAUAUGCCUAACACGACUAUAAACGGGCCCAAGCCCACCGCAAGGCGUCUUGGACCCAAGUCCACUUAAGGAAGCCCAACCCCUAUAUAAGGAGGCCUAACCCUCCAAACUAAAGAUCCUCCUCUCCCCUUCCUCACUUUUUCCUAAGGUCUCUCUCUACCUUUAUCUCUCUACAUACCAUAAACCGCUUCUUAUAUCGUACUAACUUGGGCGUCGGAGCGUAGAUCACGGGGGCCGCCCCCCGCCUCACAGGUUCUUCCACUCUCGAGGAGACCACAUAAAGGACUCCAGAUCAGAGCCCCAUAACCGCUUAGAACAUUCUAGGCUCAAACACUAACACUAUUUUUUGGAGGAAAAAAUUGGUGCCAUGGUUAUUUGCUACGAAUAAAAUUUGGUCGUAAGUAAUGUUAUGUCAAGACAUUGUGUUUUGUGACAAAGCUUAAACGUCGUCUGUAAAGCCUACUAUUAGUGACAAAAUUAGCGAGGGCAGAUCAAUUUCUUUGCUAAAAAUUGACUUAUAGGGACGAUAUUCCUCUUUCAUCUAUAAUGUUUCGUUGACGAUUUAUGCAUUUGUGGCAAAACAUAGAUAUUGUCGGUAAAGAUAGUUAUUAGUGACAAAAAUUUGCGAGGGCCGGUCAAUUUCAUAGCUACAAAUUACUGUUAUUAGUGGAGUUUGUAGUGAUUAUGCCUUUCAAAUGACAUUGUAGUGUAGGUGGAUAGAUUGAUGCAUAAGGUUGGUGGUUUGUAGAAGGACUUAGGGUUUAGGAGGGGUAAAGUAUACUAGCUAAUAGUUACAGUGAUAUUAACAUUUUCAAUUUUUUAUCCAAUAAUCCUAAUACAACAACAACUUAAAGAGUAUUAUUAACCAUAUAAAUAAAGAGUGUUACUAUUCGUCGCCCUAAAUUUUUAAAUUUUGUCGCCCUAAACCAUACAAAUUUACAAAACAACCCUUCAUUUAAUUUUAUGGUUCAACCACCUAGAAUUAGUGCUCCAACCAUCUAAACCAACCCAUUUAACUCUUUCUUCCAACACAAAACAGAAAUAUGAAACCAAAAAUUAAAACCAAACCACACAACACAAAAUCCAACUACAAUCUUCUACAUUGAUAAAUUUUCGCCGGAUUCCGGCGAGUUUGCCGGAGGAAGAGAAGUAGUCGGUCUCGAUUGUCAUAGCAUGCAGGGACUCUGACUAAAGGUAAGAUUUCGUUUGCAAUUUUUUCUUCUUCUGGAAAACAAGUUGAGCAUGUUGAAAAUCUGCCUCGACCGGUGGUCAAGCAUGUUGAAACCCUGCAUCAGCCAUGGAACGGACGCGUUGUCCACCUGCCCGUUCCAUCCUCCAGGAAUGCUCGCAACAUGCUCGUCCUCCUGUCUAAGCAUGUUUACAACAUGCUCGUCCUCCUGUCUAGGCAUGUUUUCAACAUGCUCGACCCACGGUUCUUUCUUGUUUUUAACAUGCCUGUCCCUCGGUCUGGUCUAGUUUUGAACAUGCUCGAGUUAAUUUUGUGAUGUCAUAGACCUUUUUUAAUGAAAAUUCACAUAAAUUAUAAUAUUUAUGUUCAUUAAGUUUCGUUGUUUAUUGUGUUUAUUAGGAAGGAGGAUAAAAAUCUUGUGCCACCAUCAUUUACUAACAAGGAAACUAUUAUGGAUGAUUCGGUAAGUAGUUAUUUUUUAUAAUUUAAUUAUCGUAACAUAAUUGUUGCACAACUAAAUGUUUUUACCUUGUAUUUCUUGUAGGGUGGAUCCGGAGUUAAUGAGGGUGACAAUGUUGAUUGCACAUCAUUUUUCUAAGUGAUGUUUAUGAUACCCAUGAUCAAGUUUGUAAAGCGGCAAAGGAGAUUGCCAUGAGUAAUAGUUUUUCCUUGAUAGUGGCAUCAGUCAAGAGAAACGUAGAAGAAGGCAAUCCGCGGAUCUAUAUGGAUUGCAACCAUGGUAGUAGGAGCAACUCAUAUACGUCUGAUCUCGCAAAGACAACACGGAGCAAAUCUACAACAGGCAAGUUAGGUUGUCGUUUCCGAGUGGUGGUGCAAUCCGUAAAAAUACAUGGCAAGUGUAAGUGGAGAAUUCAUGGGAUUAAGUAGAGGGGAUUUCACAGUCACAGAUUGGAGGUUUACUCUGAGGGAAGCAGGCAAAAGAAUGCUCUUUCGCAGGUGGAAAAAUGAAUAUUAAGGAGUUGGAGGCAACACAUACUCAUGCGAAAGAUAUCAGAAGUUUGCUCAAUAUGAAGUACGAUGCUCAUCACAACAUGACUCAGAUUUAUAAUGAGACAGCAAAAAUUAGGCGUGAGAGAUUGGGUGGGUUGAAACCUAUGCGGUGGACAUUGAUAGAAGCUCAACAUCUUGGCUACUUUAUUGAGUGUGAAUUUGAUGAUCAGCGUCGUGUUACUAAACUCUUCCUAUGCCAUCCUGAGUCGAUUCGGAUGUUGUUGGCAUGGUAUUUUGUUGUUUUGAUAGACUCGACGUACAAGACUAACAAGUAUAAGCAGCCACUGGUUCAGUUGAUUGGUGUUAGUCUGGUGAAGAAGAACUUCAACAUUGGGUUCACAUUGAUUUCAGAUGAGACGAAGGAGACAUAUGCUUGGAUUUUGAUGCAAUUGAAGAUUGUGCUUGGUGAUCGAACCCCGGUUGCGUUCGUCACAGACAAGGAGGGAGGAUUGGGUUUCUCUUUUCAAUAGAUCUUUCCAUCUUCAGCUCAUUUACUAUGGGAGAGAGUCUUGCGAGCUAAUACUGAGGCAGGGUUCCAACGUCGUUAGCUAGAGUUGCAAAAUAGUCAUUGGGGUUCAAACAACAAGUUAAUGGACUAUUUGAGAGGUGAGUGAUUGCCAUGCAGGGAAAGGUGGGCAAAUUGCUACACCAAUCGCAUCUUCCAUAUCGGUAACACGAGCACAAAUAGGGUAGAGUCGAUGCAUUCCUCCCUGAAGAAAUGGCUUGCCACUUC